Messenger RNA from Colletotrichum godetiae, 1203 nucleotides. RefSeq lists its product as uncharacterized. The coding region runs from base 43 to 900 and encodes 285 amino acids. The transcript has 3 exons. The record is from RefSeq and is a predicted model, not a curated record. NCBI's taxonomy places the organism in Eukaryota, Fungi, Ascomycota, Sordariomycetes, Glomerellales, Glomerellaceae.
AAACUUCAGGACACCUAUGACGAGGCUUCGAUAGAGGCUCCUAUGCAUACAACAUGGGAAAAAUGGGUAGCCCAGGAGACUCGCCGGCGAGCCAUCCAGUUACUGGACUCCCUGGCGCUCAUCUUUUGUAACCUUCAGCCCGUCUUCCAAGCAAAUCAACUACCAAUGAUCGAGCCCUGUGCCGACAAUCUCUGGAGGUCCCACACUGCGGAAGCCUGGAGCACAGAAAUGGCCGAGGCAACGGCCAAACCUCGGGGGUGUAGUGUUCAAAGCAGAGCCCCUCAGAAUUUCGACGGUUUUUCUAGCAGUUUCGCACUGGUUGUAGCUUGCAUGCAGGAGAGACAGCUUCUUAUCUCCCUUGUUGGCCCCAACAACCAUCUCGAAGCUUUUGCGAUUGAAAGCUCUCUGGGUGGGGCUCACUUACGUUCUUUUGGAUCGUCCUUAGCCCAGUCUUUCGCCGACACCAAGCUUCGUCGUCUCAACGAUGAAAUCGAAAGCUUGACAGAACGGUUCAUUUCCUUUGAUGCAGGAGGUCGUGGGGAAGUAGAAGGUCGCAAUAAGGUUGCCUCUCUCCUCUUUCACACAGCGUCAAUCUUCAGGCAUGUCUCUUUCCAAGCUUUACUUCGCCUAUCAGGUUGGCAUUCAUCCACCGCUGAGAUGGAGAAUGCGACAGGCGAAUUAGAAGGCUGGGUUCUUCGUAAUCCUGGAAGCUCUAGGAAGUGCCUUUCUCAUGCUGCAGCUAUCUUUGCUCAGUUAAGAUCCACUCGUCAUCUCGCAUGCAUUGAUCGAUUGGCUCUCAUCUCGGCCGUAAUCUAUGUACGCCUUUAUGACCUCUCCAGGACGCGGGCACCCAUCAACUUGGCCGGGCUAUCUAGCCUGUUGUCUCAUACCUGGGAGUAGACGUCCCAUUCAUAGACCGAGGACAAAGUGGGAUCCCGACUCCGUCCCAACAUAAGGUUACCGUUGCAUGCGAUCCACAUCAUUCCGAUAACUCCACCAGCCCGAACUGAGUGCUUCACUAGGUCUAUGCUAUUCCAAAAUUCUGCGGCGCGAUUACUAACUAAGUUCCUAUGCGGGUCAGUCUCGUGGAAUUUCUGUCUCCAACGGAAUUUGUUCAGUCACCAUUUUAGACAGCUUCCAGAUCCCUCCGUGGACCCUGGGCUUUCACUCGAAAGUCCAAUUGAGCCUACAUAAUACUACAUA